AUGAGAAUUCUUUUUGCGAUUUUAAGUGUUCUUGCCGUCGUCGGCGCUCAGAAGACGUCAGCACCUGGCGGCCACGUAUGCAACUACCCAGUUACGGGCGAUGAGUCCAUGCAGCAAGCGGUGCCAAUUGAGAACUUCCGAACAUCCGGACUCGAUUUCAUCAGAAAGAACUGGUGCGUCACCCAUUGCGCUGAUCGUAAAUCCGUCAAAACCGAGGUCAACUUCCUUCCAGCCAAUUCCUCGUCGCCAAUUUUCGACGUUCGUCAUGUCGUUGCCAAAAACGGACAACACUCGAUUCACGCCGAUCUCAAGUCGGGAGCCGCAAUUAAGAAGAGAGACGACGACGAUUUCAACUUCUGCAUCGACGACGCCGUUUCCGACGCGGUCGAUCGUGCCAUUCAAGAUUUCGACAACCUUGAGGAUAUGAGCGAAGCGCUCAACUACUACGUCAACAAGCCAGGAUGGGCGUUCAUGCUUUAUGACAUGGGAAAACCGCCAAGUGUUAUUAUUACCGUCAAUGUCAAACAGGACAUGAACUAUUGUAGCAAGGUGGUCGACAAGCAACUUGAUGAUGGCACCUGGAAAUUGUAUCAAGUUUUCGCCGGCGUCGUUCAACCAGAGGAUGAUUAA
Caenorhabditis bovis is the source of this 630-nucleotide messenger RNA. Lineage: Eukaryota; Metazoa; Nematoda; Chromadorea; Rhabditida; Rhabditidae. The record is from the annotation of a GenBank genome assembly.